Messenger RNA from Nilaparvata lugens (brown planthopper), 951 nucleotides. RefSeq lists its product as uncharacterized. The transcript has 2 exons. Bases 404 to 859 code for a protein of 151 amino acids. NCBI's taxonomy places the organism in Eukaryota, Metazoa, Arthropoda, Insecta, Hemiptera, Delphacidae. The record is from RefSeq and is a predicted model, not a curated record.
GGAUUUCUUUGAUCAUUACAAGCAAACCACGACUCCAUAUUUUUAACAACGGAUGUCGAAUCGCAGACAAAAUGUAUUACAAUAUCAGCGAGUCAUUAUUUGCACAGCGUUAAAAUCGAUUUACUGCAGUGUAGACAUCUGUGCAAGUGAAAUUUGAUGAAAAACGAGUGUAUAAGCUGAUGAUUGAGUUGAGUUGGAGAAUAAUAACGAAUAGACACAGUAGAAUGGUUAUUAUUGCAUGCAUCGCAGCGGUUCUGUAGCCUCCACUUCGGCAAUUCAUCCGAUAUGAGUCUCAAAUUUUUCAUUGUGAGUAGGCUACUAUAUUUAAAAAAGAAAAUGUUUGUUCAUGAGUAGCAUACUAUAUGGAAAAACAGUGUAGUAGGCCAAUCAGUGGAAUUUUUCAAUGCUGCUCCUCAGACAACAGGCUCGUACAGCGUUCGUCCUCUUAUUUCUCCAGCAAUCAUCUGAAGGAUUCCAUCGUAGAGACUGCGGAUAUCCAUACCGAUAUCCUCCCUGUUACAUUCUGCACUAUAAUCCUUAUCAUCAUCAGGGCAUUCUCAGCUGCCCACAGUGUGCUUGCUGCAGCAAUGAUCAUUAUCCCAGACAAGAGACCCAAUCCCCUAUAGGGACGUUCAGCGCACCUGACAUUUCUGUUCAAAAUGAAGUACAUAAUUUUAAAUUAUAUGUACAUGGAAAUAAGAAUAAAGUAGAUGUAGCGAACAAUGAUAUGGAAAAGAAACAAAUCUCACCAUCACAAGGAAAAAUGUCUGUUAAAAAUAUCGUAAACAAUACAAUGAUAGGGUUGUAUGGAGAUGAUAAUGACGUGCGAAUAGCAAAUGCUAAGGUGAACAUGUAUUAAUGGUCAUAUCCUAUCAUUGAAAAAAUCAUGUUAAUUAUCUAAUUCAAAUAUUGAUGUUGACGGUGUUUCACAAAUAAAUAUAUAGGCUAUCA